This is a messenger RNA of Nilaparvata lugens (brown planthopper), 8035 nucleotides long. RefSeq names its product 1-phosphatidylinositol 4,5-bisphosphate phosphodiesterase classes I and II (gene Plc21C). Gene Ontology annotation, molecular function: calcium ion binding; phosphatidylinositol-4,5-bisphosphate phospholipase C activity. Gene Ontology annotation, biological process: phosphatidylinositol-mediated signaling; lipid catabolic process. The coding region runs from base 1100 to 4495 and encodes 1131 amino acids. The transcript is spliced from 25 exons. The record is from RefSeq and is a predicted model, not a curated record. NCBI's taxonomy places the organism in Eukaryota, Metazoa, Arthropoda, Insecta, Hemiptera, Delphacidae.
AGUUGAAUGGUUAUCGGUAUCUACAACUCAAAAAGUUCCUCUAUUUCCAUAAUUAGUAUGAAACUGAUACAAUGCAUUAUCUCCAAGAUCAGAGAUCUCUUUAAGAAUGAUAUUCAGCCCUAUAUGGGCCUUGAAACAGUUGUUAUUACUAUUGUAAUUUUUAAAAUAGCCACCACAAUGAUUAAUUCGGCGUUUAUCGAAAUCCAAAAUGUUAUUAUCAAAAGUUAUAAUAAUCAGGGUAGAGAUAGUGAAAUUGUUCGAAGUAGCUGAAAGAGAGAAAGAAUUUCUGAAAAAGCAUCGACCAGCGGUGCUCUUCUUAUCUUCCAAGUGAUUACACCUAUCUAUCAUAAUCAUAUUUACGAACAGUCCACUACCGACAGCGUCCGCAGAAAGUUCAGGAAUAUCAGUGAAAAAAGUAAUUGCAUGCGCGAUAGGAGAAAAUCCGUCAAAAACCAGUACAUUAUUGUCCAUAUUACCAAAUAACAAGUGAUAAAAUAUAAUAUAAUAUCAUUUGGACUGCCUGGCAAGACUUUGAAGCUAAGAAAUGCUGUUAAUCUUGAUUACUCUAACCUGCUCGUUCUUCCUGAUAAGAAUUUUAUUGUUUGAUACCCACACGAACUUGUAAUCAUGAUUUUUACAAAACUGUUUGGCCUCAAACAAAAGUUUUCGGUAUGUUGGAGAAAGAUUAUCCACAAUAUAAACAGGUCCGUCCGGUAGAUUCUUAUUGAUUCGUUGAGUCCGAAAGCCUUCUUGUGCCUUUGUUUUCGCAUGCAUCUCUUUGUAUUUCUUCAUCCAUGUCUGCUUUGUAAUUCUCGAGUUGAAGGAAACUAUAAUUGAUACCAUCAAUUCUCUUCUGAUGACGGCAAACGGUGAGCUGAGAUACCUGUGGCGAACUUUAGUUACUGAUGCUACUGAAUGAUGUGCAGACCCAGGGGCUGGCACGCCAGUCACUUUGAAGGUGGAUGAGCAUGGCUUCUACCUGCACUGGAUCGAUCAAAACAAGGAAAUCGAUCUCCUUGAUAUAUCGACAAUCAGAGAUACAAGGACAGGAAAGCAGGCGAAGAUCCCCAAGGAUCCGAAGCUGAGACAAGUAGUGACGAUGGGUUCGCAAGACACGCUUGAAGAAAAGACUGUUACCAUUUGCUGCGGCUCCGACUUCGUUAACCUUUCUUUUAUAAAUUUUUGCUGCACAAAAAAAGAAAUCGCACAGUUGUGGACCGAGCACCUCUUGAAGCUGGCCUACAACCUGGCACAGUUGAACAGUUCAGCGAUCAUGUUCCUCCAGAAAGCACACACCAAACUCACGCUUAGCCUCGACAAAACCAACAAAAUACCCAUUAAAAACAUUGUAAAAUUAUUCGCACAAAAUAAAGAAGAUAGAAGGAGAGUGGAAAAGGCUCUUGAACAAUCAGGCUUCCCAUCGACCAAGAAUGAUGCGCUUAAUCCCCAAAAAUUUACGUUUGAAGAAUUUUUCAAUUUCUAUAAGAAUUUGACUCAGCGGGCUGAAGUUGAAAAAAUAUUUGAGGAAUUGUGUGGUAGCUCGAAGCGGAAACUGAUGACUGCUCCGCAACUAGUGGAGUUUCUGAAUAAGACGCAGAGAGAUCCGCGACUGAAUGAGAUUCUGCAUCCCUAUGCCAAUACGACAAGAGCCAAAGACUUGAUCUCAGAAUAUGAGCCAAAUAAGUACAACGCACAACGAGGGCAGCUCAGUUUGGAUGGAUUUCUUAGGUAUCUAAUGAGUGAGGACAACCCUAUAAUAGCUGCAUCGAAAAUUGACCUCUGUGAUGACAUGGACCAACCUUUGGCACAUUAUUUCAUUAAUUCUUCUCACAAUACGUACCUGACAGGUCACCAGCUGACGGGCAAGUCGUCAGUGGAGAUCUACCGGCAAUGCCUGCUGGCGGGCUGCCGCUGCGUGGAGCUGGACUUUUGGAACGGUGGCCGGACGGAGGAGCCGGUCAUAGUGCACGGCUACACAUUCGUGCCGGACAUCUCGGCGCGCGAGGUCAUCGAGGCCAUUGCCGAGUCCGCCUUCAAGACCAGCGACUAUCCGGUCGUACUCUCCUUCGAGAACCACUGCAACCCUCGGCAGCAGGCCAAGAUCGCCCAGUACUGCCGCGACAUCUUCGGCGACAUGCUGCUUGACUCGCCGCUCGACUCUCACAAGUUGGAGCCAGGAGUGCCGCUACCGCCUCCGUCGCUUCUGAAGCGCAAGAUCAUAAUAAAGAACAAGAAGAAGCACCACCACCAUCACCACAAAAAGCCGCAGCAGUCGCCCGACUCGGUGGAGUCGCCCGACAGCCUACAGGCGGCAGUAGUCACUGGCAACGGGGCUCCUGUGCGCCAGGGCAGCAAGGACAGCAAUCCCGAUGAAGACGAAAACGAUGAUGACGAAGAAAGUAGCAGUGGCGAGGAAGAGGAGGAAGUGGGAGAGAAGAUGACAUCUCAAGAUAAGGCGGACAAAGUGGCAGCCGCCAAAGAAACCGAAGCCGGUGCUGAGAUAUCGGCGCUGGUCAACUACGUGCAGCCAGUGCAUUUCACCUCUUUCGAAAACUCUGAGAAGCGUAACAAGUUCUACGAGAUGUCUUCGUUCGACGAGAAGCAGGCGACGGCGCUGCUGAAGGAGCGGCCGAUCGAGUUCGUCAACUACAACAAACACCAGCUGAGCCGCAUCUACCCGGCCGGCACACGCUUCGACUCGUCCAACUUCAUGCCGCAGGUAUUCUGGAACGCCGGCUGCCAGCUUGUCGCUCUCAACUACCAAACUCUAGACCUGGCGAUGCAGCUGAACCUGGGUAUCUUCGAGUACAACCAGCGGUGCGGCUACCUGCUGAAGCCGGAGUUCAUGAGACGCAAAGACCGGCGCUUGGACCCGUUCGCUGAGUCGACAGUAGACGGCAUCAUCGCCGGCACAGUCGCCGUCCACGUGUUGUCCGCUCAGUUCCUGACCGACCGCCGCACCGGCACCUACGUCGAGGUUGACAUGUACGGCUUGCCUGCCGACACCGUCCGCAAGAAGUUCCGCACACGCAUUGUACCCAAUAACGGCAUCAAUCCCAACUACGACGACGAGCCGUUCGUAUUCAAAAAGGUGGUACUGCCGGAACUGGCGUGCAUCCGCCUGGCGGCCUACGAGGAGGGUGGCAAACUGAUAGGUCACCGUGUGCUGCCCGUGACGGGUCUGUGCCCGGGCUACCGCCACGUGGGCCUGCGCACCGAAUGCGGCCAACCCCUGCCGCUCGCCACCCUCUUCCUGCUAGUCGUCGUCAAGGACUAUGUGCCCGACGGGCUGUCCGACUUUGCCGAGGCGCUCGCCAACCCCAUCAAGUUCCAGUCGGAGCAGGAGAAGCGUGCGCAGCAGCUCAGCGUGCUUACCGAUGACGAUCUCGAUGCUCUCGAUCAACAACAACAACAGCAGCAGCAGCAGCAGCAAGUGGAUAGCGAGAAGAGCAGUGGCAAGGGUGCUGGACCAGGGGGGAGGAGCCUGCUGCAGCAGCCAGGUGCACAGGCGGCACCAACCGCGUCGCCGGGCGGCCAUAGGCUGUCCAUUGCGCAUGCACCAGUCACAGCCAAUGAGGAACCACACCCACCGCACCUGGAGGCGGUCACCUCUGCGGUCACUUCGCUCACCUCCCUCACUGGUGACGUCAUCGCUCUCCCUGUCAACCGAAGUCCGCCCUGGCUCAACCCACCUGCCCAGCCCACGCCUGCCAAUCCCACCUUGAGUGAUGGUUUGGUGGCGGAAUCAUUUGAGAAGAUCAUGGAGAGUAAAGUGGUGAAGGAGAAGCGAAUUGAUUUGGAGAAAAGACUGGAAACUUUGAGGAAAAGGCAUGAAAAGGAAAAAACAAAGGCUUCAGAGAGUGAAAAAUCAAAAACAAAAUUCCAUAUUGGUAACAGGCUAGUCAAAAGGCUAUCAAGUAAAAACAUAAGUGAAACAACGGAGACAUCAGAAAGUUUCUCAGAGUGCGAGGGAGAUGGAGUUGUGACGCGACUUCCGCGCAGUCACUCGGAGCGACUGCUCAACCUCUGCAGGGAGCACAUUGAGAGAGAACGCGAACUCAAGGAGCGCUACCAUGACAUGAUCUAUUCAGCUGCAGAGAAGGCGCUGCAAGCAUCGCAGGCGAAUCAGCUGAAAGAACUGCGCGCGCUGCUCGACAAGGAGACGGGCGACGUGAUGCGCCGUUUGGAGGCUGUCAGGCGAACCGAGGUCAAGGAACUCUCCAAGGGCCACAAGGACAAGGAUGAAGUCAUGCGAAUGAAAAGAGAAGUGGCUAGUACAAUAGUUGAGAAGGGAGUGCACGAGAGGAUGAGGCUCACUCAGAUCUACGAGAAGAAGCGCGAGGAACUGGAGCGGCAACAUCAGCAAGUUCGCUAUCAGCUCGACGAGGAACGGUCCAAGGCUAAAGCAGCCAUCAGUCAAGAGUUGGAUGGAAGAUAUGCCAAGGUGGAUGAAGAAUCGGAGGUAGAACUCAUGAACAACCAGUCAGCCCAAUGAGCAUCUAGCAUCAGCAGCUUAUGGCAAUGUUCACAUUUUUAUCGCCUUUUUUCAAUAAAAGGUUGUAUCGUGCUUUUCAAUCAAGGUAUGAUGUAGUUUGCAGUAGUGGCAUCCAAUGAAGGAAACCAAGGAAGUUGUUGAGCUUCAUUUUUCGGCCGUUCCUCCUCAGUUAGUGAGGAGAGGGGGGUAGAGAGAGAGAGGGUGAGAGAGUUGAAGGAUCGAUUUGCGAUCUGUUGAAGAGCAAUACCUAGAUUAGACAAACAAGGUAGAUGAAAUAGGGUAGGAUAAGGUAUCGUAAGAUAUCAAUCAUAAUACAGUAUAUUUAUCCAUUAGUUUAGUCCUGUAGACUACUAGAAUAAAAACGUACUUGAACAAGUGGUGAUAUUUUAAACAACAAUAGAUGUUUCAAAAUACGUUGAAAAAUGUAAUGUUAAGAAGCCUAUGUCAUUGUUGACACUGUUGUUCGUUCUUGUUAUUUUUUUUAUUUGUUUGUUAAAGUUGUUGUUGUUGUCACUAUCAUUCUAACUAAACACCUGAAUUUGAUAUUUUAUAAAACAAGAACUUUACUAUCUUGUGCAGAAAUUGUGUGUGUUUUUUGCGUACGUAUCCUGUACACGAUGUUGAUUCUUGAAAUAAAAACCCCAUUAAUAAUUAAUAAAUUACAAACUAUAUUAUAGUAUAGGUGUAUGUUCUCCGCUAUUAUUUAGUAUCUAUUAAAAGUUUGUCGGUGUGUACUGUAAACUAUCAUAUUCAUAAAUACUACUGUACUUGUGUAUGUGCCUCAUUUUAUAGUAAAUUUAUUGGCCGAUUAUGUAUGUACAUAUAAUCUGCCUGUCUGUCUGUCCACUUUGUAUUUUUAAGCCUUCUAGAAGUUGAGAUAUUGUUUGAAUGUUGCUGAUGGAGCUCAAUCAGCUUGAAGAGAUUGACACCUUCCGGCCGAUUUGACACAAAUUGUUAUGUAGAUCUGUAAAUCUUGUAGUUUUGUUGAUAGAGUUAAGCAAUAAUUAAUGCUAUAUUUGCUGUGGUUGCUAGAUGGAAUACUUCUCAGGUUUUCUCUGAUAUUGAAAACUAAAAUAACUGUUCGGUACAUUGUAAUUUCGAAUGAUCAUGGAGUAGUGAUAAAUCAAUUUUUAUCCAUUCAUUUACUUGAAACAUUCAUCGAAUUUCAAUUUAUUGUACUGUAAAGAAUUUAUUUCUUCAAUUUUAGCCUAGUAAGCUAAGUUUUAUUUAUGUGUUAAACAUUUUUAAGAGGUUUCAAUACAAUGAUUCUAGUCCUUUUGAUCUUUAUAUGAUAAUAUUGAUUGUUUUCCUAUAGUAUUUUAUAAUUCAAUUAUCUGAAAAUGAUAUUUUAGUCUUCCGACUUGAUUUUUAUGUACAUAGUAUAGUAGUCAGUCUUCUUGUUGUCUGUGUAUUGUUGAAUUUUUGCAAUUCCCAAGUAUUAUAGAGGUAUAAUAAUCCUCAUUAUUAGGUCAUUCGACAUUGUUGAAUUAGAUAGGUAUUGUUCAUUAGAUAGAACAAUUUUGUAGGUUUCAUUACUGAUGUUAUACUUAUUGUAUUCAAAUAUACAUUUAUUUAUCAUUUCAAAUAGUUGAAUUGUAAUGAGGAUUGUUUAGUAUAGUAGGUAGUUUUAAUGUUUAAUGUUACAUUUAUUAAUUAUAAUUUGAAAAAAAGUAGUAGAAAUAAUAUAUCUAGCUUAUUAUAAAAAUACUUAUUAUUAUUAUCCUGCAACUACUAGUUUAAUCAAUAUAAUAAGUAUAUUGAUGAGAGGACAAUCAUGUUUUCUGAAUAGUUUUAAAGUAAUAAUGAUGAUAAAAGUGUUGUUGACAUUGACAUUUUUUGUUUUAUCUUAACAAUAUCAAACUAGUGGCUGUGCUAUUUAUUGGUUUUUAUGUUCAGGUCAAUGAUAUUGAUAGAGUUUUGAAAUCUAUAUAAUUAUGUAUUUGUUUUUAUGACCUGUGUGUAUCUUUCUGUGAAGAUUAUAACGUGCAAUUUAUCCAUUGAAAUGUUCUAUUAAUAUGGGGGAGAUUCAGUAGCCAUUUAAAUGUGGAAGCCUUGACCAUUCUUGGUCAGUUUGUGACGGAAUUUGAUUAACUUUAAACAUUCUCUAUUAUCUUAACAAUAGUACCCUUUAAAAAUAGAUUAUAUAACUAUUCAAAUAACAGUUCAAUAAUAUUGCCCACAACCUCUUAGUGAGAUAGCCAGAUAAUGAGUAUUCACAAUGUGUAUGUAUACAAUUUUGUACUUGGAUACAAGAUAGUUUAUCAUUGAAAUAAAUUGAAUACAGGACACAAAAUUCUGAAAAAUUGUAAUUAAAUGUAUACAAAAUUAUAAGGUAGUUUCUUAGUUCUCUCCCCCUCUAGCAACUUAAUUUGCAGUGAACAAUUUGAUAUAGUAAUUUAUUAAUAUCUAGUUCUAAAGUUGAUGAAACGUAUUACAAAUUCUAUAAUAAUAUGUUUGGAAUUUUUUUUAGUAAUUUCAUUUUAUGUUUGAAAUUGAUGAUUAUUUCUAUCAUCUCAAUAAAAUUAGGGUAUGGGCUAUAGGCUACUUCUUAAAAACUAUCUCUCCCAAACCCUUGAUUAUUGUUGUUAUUAUAACAUCCUCUUUUAUUAAUUCACCUAGCAUUGCUAAAUGAACGAACAAUCAAUCAUUGAAAGCCAUAAUGUAUUUUAAGUAUUUUUCCAUGUUUCUAUUAAUUCUUGUUCCAUUACUGAUCAAAUAUCGACACAAUCAAUUUUCUCUCAAAAAUUACUGUGGCCAUAAACAACUAUUAAAAAUUAAAUUCUAUAGCUUUCUCCAUAAGCACUUGAAAAAAAAUUGUAUGUUUAAUGAUCAUUGUUGUAUCAAAAAUUUGGUAAUUUAAAAUAAAACCUUGAAAAAAUACGAUAUUGUAUUGCAAGCGACUAUUACUAGUAGCGUAUAUAGACCGCUUGGCGGGUGUAGAUUGGACAAUCUGUUCCCAAAGAUAUGGCAUUUUAGAAAUGUUUUUGUGGAUUGUGAAAUGAAAUUUGAAUUUUUCUCAUAGUUUGAACGAAUCUCUAUUGUUAAAUUUGACAUAUUACUGUACAAUGUUGAAAUAUGGAGUACGAUGUCCAAAUCAUAUAGGCGUACUUCCUUUACCCUUUGUAACUAUUGAAAAUUAUUUGUAUCGAUCCUGGCGUUCAUGAACUCUGGUUGUGUUUAGGCUAAGCCAACAAAGACUUGUAAAUUAGAAUAAGACAGGAUCUACAAACAAUUACGUUUCAUUAAUUAUAAGUACAUAAGGUAAAACAUUUAGUAAGUUACAGCUAUUUUUAAAUUUCUUAGAAGUCCGAUAACUCAUACUUCUAAAUUAAUACUGUUUCACGGUAGGGCUCACUUUUACAAAGAAAAGAAUUUUCUAUUAUAGUUAUUCAAUUGUAAAUUUAACAGAAUAAUAAUAUACUUAAUGAAUGAAGCUGUUAUCUAUGGUACUAAACUUCAACUCUAUUGAAGAAAAGUUAUUUAUUACAAAAAAAAACAUUGGCGCACCAUACUUGCAGAAUAAAAUGGUAUUGUAUUGUA